Molecule: messenger RNA, 3669 nt
Organism: Dipodomys ordii (Ord's kangaroo rat)
Lineage: Eukaryota; Metazoa; Chordata; Mammalia; Rodentia; Heteromyidae
Gene: Arhgap24
Product: Rho GTPase activating protein 24
Exons: 7
Coding region: 888-2858 (656 amino acids)
Biological process (GO): negative regulation of Rac protein signal transduction; wound healing, spreading of epidermal cells; signal transduction
Cellular component (GO): focal adhesion
Molecular function (GO): GTPase activator activity
Source: RefSeq, a predicted model, not a curated record
GCAGCAGCAGCAGCAACAACCACAGCUGUGAGGCUAGCCACAGCCCUGCCAGCUCCCGCCCAGCUCUCAUUGAGAAAAGGGGCGCAGAAGCAGACAGGAGGAGGAGGAGGAGGAGAAGCUCCUGCAAAACCCAGAGCCUCCUCCCAGCGCAGCCUCCGGCGGGAGUAGGCUUUGGACUAUUCUGACGAGGUGAUUCCUUGGGGGAGUUGCAAGCCGGAAGGAAAAAGCCCCGCAGAGACCAUCAAAGGCUGAGGGGCGCUGUAAAAGGAGCAGGAGAGUUCUUUUGCAAGGAAUCUGUCAUGCACGGAAACAUUGCAGCUUUCUGGAGAAGGUGCCAUGGUUUUACUGCCCUUUUGCUCAGAUGAAAGGAGCCAUCAAGGAUUGUCCUGAAGUGUUCCAGAGGGGAUUUUGCUCAUUAUUCCUCUCCCCCCCUAUUUGCUGACUUCCCCAAAGGAAUUUCAGUCCAGCUGAGAAGAUAGUUCUUAAUAAAACAAAACCAAACUAAACAAUUCCUGCUGAUCAAAUAAGAGGUGAAGCUUGCUUGCUGCAGUACUUUUCUGUGACAUUUUGAAAUGUCUCCAAAUUCUUAAAAAAAAAAAAAGAAAGAAAGAAAGAAAAGAAAGAGAAAAAAGAAUACCUAAAAAACUCCUUGGAUUAGAGAAAACUAAAGGAAGGAGAUUUCUUUUACCCCAGAAAUGACUCAGUGAGAAUUGGUAACUUACCCUUGAGCCAAGACCUGGAUCAUUAAAACCUUGGAGUUCUAGUAAUCAGCACUUCAAUCCUCACAAAUAAACAAACAUGCAAAGGAGUGUCUGUGGAGUUCUGCACAGAGGCAGGUUUUAAAGAAGCCUGAACAAGACUGACUGGGGUGAGAACUUGGGGCCUGUAUGAUGCCUGAAGAUCGAAAUUCUGGGGGUCGCCCCUCAGGGGCCUUAGCAUCAACUCCUUUCAUUCCUAAAACAACAUACCGAAGAAUCAAAAGGUGCUUUAGUUUUCGGAAAGGCAUAUUUGGGCAGAAACUGGAAGACACUGUCCGUUACGAGAAGAGAUAUGGGAACCGCCUGGCCCCCAUGUUGGUGGAGCAGUGCGUGGAUUUCAUCCGGCAGAGAGGGCUAAAGGAAGAAGGUCUCUUUCGACUUCCAGGUCAGGCUAAUCUUGUCAAGGAGCUCCAGGAUGCCUUUGACUGUGGAGAGAAGCCAUCAUUUGACAGCAACACUGACGUACACACCGUGGCAUCUCUUCUUAAACUCUAUCUCCGAGAACUACCAGAGCCAGUUAUUCCUUACGCCAAGUAUGAAGACUUUCUGUCAUGUGCCAAACUGCUCAGCAAAGAAGAAGAAUUGGGUGUGAUGGAAUUAGCCAAGCAAGUGAAGAGUUUGCCAGUGGUUAAUUACAACCUCCUCAAGUAUAUUUGCAGGUUCUUGGAUGAAGUACAGUCCUAUUCAGGCAUUAACAAAAUGAGUGCACAGAACUUGGCAACUGUCUUCGGUCCUAAUAUCUUACGCCCCAAGGUGGAAGAUCCACUGACCAUCAUGGAGGGUACUGUGGUGGUGCAGCAAUUGAUGUCAGUGAUGAUUAGUAAACAUGAUUGCCUUUUUCCUAAGGAUUCAGAGCUUCAAAGCAAGCCCCAGGAUGGAAUAAGUAACAAUAAUGAAAUUCAAAAGAAAGCCACCAUGAAUCAGAUGCAGAACAAGGAGAACAACAACACUAAAGAUAGCCCUGGCAGGCAGUGCUCUUGGGACAAGUCUGAGUCUCCCCAGAGAGGCAGUGUGGAUGAAGGAUCCCCCACAGCUUUGUCAGGCAGCAAAACCAACAGCCCAAGGAACAGCGUCCACAAGUUAGAUGUCUCCAGGAGCCCCCCUCUCAUGGUGAAAAAGAACCCAGCCUUCAAUAAGGGUAGCGGAAUCGUCACCAACGGGUCUUUCAGCAGCAGUAAUGCAGAAGGUCUGGAGAAAGCACAAACCACCCCGAAUGGGAGCUUACAGGCCAGAAGGAGCUCUUCGCUGAAAGGAUCUGGUACCAAAAUGGGCACCCACAGUGUCCAGAAUGGGACAGUGCGCAUGGGUAUUUUGAACACUGACACGCUUGGAAACCCCGUGAAUGGUCGUACCAUGAGCUGGCUACCCAAUGGCUAUGUCACCUUGCGGGAGAAUAAGCAGAAAGAGCAAGGUGGGGAGUCGGGCCAGCACCAUAGACUGUCCACGUACGAUAACGUCCACCAGCAAUUCUCCAUGGUGAACCUGGAUGACAAACAGAGUGUGGACAGCGCCACCUGGUCCACCUCCUCCUGUGAAAUCUCCCUCCCUGAGAAUUCCAACUCCUGUCGCUCCUCCACCACCACCUGCCCUGAGCAAGACUUUUAUGGGGGGAAUUUCGAGGAUCCUGUGUUAGAUGGGCCUCCCCAGGACGACCUUUCUCACCCCGGGGACUAUGAAAACAAAAGUGACCAUAGGAGUGUGGGAGGUCGAAGUAGCCGUGCCACCAGCAGCAGUGACAACAGUGAGACAUUUGUGGCUAACAACACGAGCAAUCACAGUGCAUUGCACAGUUUAGUUUCCAGCCUGAAACAAGAAAUGACCAAACAGAAGAUAGAGUAUGAGUCCAGGAUAAAGAGCUUAGAACAGCGCAAUUUGACUUUGGAAACAGAAAUGAUGAGCCUGCAUGAUGAACUGGAUCAAGAAAGGAAAAAGUUCACGAUGAUAGAAAUCAAAAUGCGAAAUGCUGAGCGAGCAAAAGAAGAUGCUGAGAAAAGGAAUGACAUGCUCCAGAAGGAAAUGGAGCAGUUUUUUUCCACAUUUGGAGAGCUGACAGUGGAACCUAGGAGAACCGAGAGAGGAAACACGAUAUGGAUCCAGUGAGCCUGCUUUCUCUGCCAUCCCUGACAGCUCUAAGAAGGCCUCUAGGGAUUUUGAUGGGCACCCACUUGGGACCAGGUGGCUGGUCACCUGGCUGUACAGAAUGCUAAUUGGUCAAGGAGUAUCAUUUAUAGACAUUAUCCAUACCUGCAGUGUGUACCAAAGUUAUUUCAUCCCCCCCCCCAUAAUGCUACUGUCAAGUGUUACAACUGGAUAUGUGUAUAUAGAGUAGUUUUGAAAAAGUAAACUAAAAGUAAGAAGCAUAUCUCAAGAAUUAUUUUAUUGCAAGUCUUGUAUUUAAAUGUUAAAUCAAUAUGUUGUUGCAAUUCAGCUUGCUUUCAAGCUUCACCCUUGAACUUAACAUAAGCUAUUUUUGGCAUUGUGUUAUCAUCCGCUUAUUUUAUAGAUCAAUAUUUUUUAUUUCCCCUUUUUGCUGAGGAAAUGAAGAUAAGAAAAAAAUAUAAAGAUAUAUAUAUAUAAAGAUAUAUAUAAAUGAGCUAUUAAAAUCAAAAGAAUACUCUGUGGCUGUGCUGUUUGUGCCAAUAGACCUUACGAUGACCAAAAAGAGAAAUGUAAAUGUUUUAUAAAAUAGAGCAGAAUCACCAGUAUCUGUGUUACUUACUAGUCUUUAAGUUCUUCCUUGGCCACUUCUCAGUUUUGCUUUGUGGGAGGAUUUGAUAUAGGAAUGUUGAGUCUGUGUAAGAAAGUUUUCUUCUCAAGCCUAUGUCUACCUUGCCAAAUCUCCAGAUGGGUUGUCUCCCCGGCAGGAUGCAUCAUAUAUGGGUGAAAGUGAUAAAGGGGAUUGAACCAGCUA